This is a messenger RNA of Impatiens glandulifera, 3282 nucleotides long. Its product is annotated as protein ARABIDILLO 1-like. The transcript is spliced from 14 exons. The coding region runs from base 1 to 3282 and encodes 1093 amino acids. NCBI's taxonomy places the organism in Eukaryota, Viridiplantae, Streptophyta, Magnoliopsida, Ericales, Balsaminaceae. Gene Ontology annotation, molecular function: protein binding. The record is from RefSeq and is a predicted model, not a curated record.
AUGAAUUCAAGGAGGAACUCAAGAGACAGUUCUAUCCUGAAAACGCCAUUCGAGAAGCAAAGGCCAAGUUGUGGCGGCUCUCACAAAGAGGGAUUGGAGUUGGAACGACGUAGUGUCCAAGAUUUAAGCUUCGCUAUUGCCGUGGCUGAAUCUCUUGUCGAAAUGAGAAGGCAAGAGAAACCAAAGUUGACCUAUGAGAGGAAUGACAAUGGGAAAAAUGGUAGGGACCAUAUCUAUAACAAUGAAGACCCAGUUAAGUUUACCAAAUCCAAUGGUAAAGGAGAUCGGGACGAGAAUCGUGGAGAGAAACCCCGAAUAAAGUGUUUCUUUUGUGAAGGGCCGCACAAAGCAAGAAAGUGCCCUAUGAAGAACAAACUAUCAUCAUUGAUGGAGGAGCAAGAACGCCUUCACGAUGAAGCUUGCUUGGGGUCGUUAAACCUAAUCAGUUUCGUUACUGCAAAUUUUGAUGAACCAAAGUCCGCAAAGAAAGGACAACUAUUUGUGGAAACUAAAGUAAGAAACCACAUAUUUAACGCUUUGUUGGAUACGGGAGCCAACAACAAUUUUCUAGAGGUAAAGGAGGCAAGAAGAUUGGGGAUCAGGUACACUAAGGAGCAAGGGUGGCUUAAAGUAGUCAACUCGGCACCAAAUUUCUCCAUUAUUGACAUGGAUGACUACAAAAUGGUUCUCGGCAUAAAGUUUCUAGACAAGGUAAAUGUCAUCCUACUCCCUUCUUCCAAUAUGAUGUGCAUUCUAGACCAAGGCAAUACUCGCACAAUACCUUUAACAAGAGAGGGCAAGAGAGAAACUAGGCACCUAUCUGUCAUGCAACUCUCAAGAGGUAUGAACAAGAGGAGGGUCGUCCUAACAAUCACAAAUGACAAAGCUAAGGAGAUUUCAACAAACAACAACGAAAUUCAAGGAGAUCGGAGCUGGAAUUCAACCAUGGACUGGACUGAACUUCCAGGUGAUACAGUUAUUCAACUUUUUUCUCUUCUGAAUGAUCACGAUAGAGUGAAUUUAUCAUCUGUCUGUCAAAGUUGGUGGUCUCUAGCUGCUUCUCCAUGCUUAUGGCGGUCCCUUGAUCUUCGAGCGCGCAAAUUUGAUAUCUCUACAGCCACAUCUCUUGCUUCUCGAUGUUCUUCCCUUCAGAAACUUUAUUUUGAAGGAGAAGAAUCUGCUGAGGCCAUAAUCAGUCUCAAAGUAAGGACUUUGAUUCAGCUAAGUGGAAACUUUUAUGGGAGAGUUAAUGACGUAACUUUAUCUAAAAUUGUAGAUAUGAAUAAGUUACUUGAAAUCAUUGAAUUCGGUUCUAGCUAUUGUACUGGAAUCAGUAGUGAAGGAAUCAAAUCAAUUGCUAUGUGCUGUCUUAAUCUCAAGAAGCUUUGGCUUUCAGGCCUGAAAGAGGUUAACUCGAUAGCGAUUAAUGCUCUAAGUAGCAAUUGUCACAGUUUGGUAGAAAUUGCGUUUACGGAUUGUGAAAAAGUGGACGAGAUAGCCCUGACAAAUCUCGUAUCAGUUCAAUUUCUCUCAAUUGCUGGAACAAAACGGUUGAAUUCAUAUCAUGUUAUAGAGCAUUGGAUUAAGUUUGAAAAUUUGCUAGCAUUAGAUGUCUCGAGAACAGACAUUAGUGCAAAUGCUAUUGAUAGAUUACUUUCCUAUUCUCCAACUUUAAAGGUAUUAUGUGCUUUCCAUUGUGGGGAAAUGGAGCAAGAUAUUAAUUUUAGCCCUAGAAAUAAAAUGGGUGUAGAGUUGAUAUCCAUUCUAACUUCCAUAUCCACAUUGUUGGAUUCUCAAGAUAUCAUUAUGAUCAUGCCAUGGAUUGAACAAGUUUUAUCGCGUUGCCUUCUUCAUUUUGCAAAUAUCAAUCAACUUCUUCCGACGAGACAUUUUUGGCUUUAUGGAGGUAUAGCUUUAAUGACUAAGUUUUUAAAAAGUUUGGAAGAGGAGGUACAAAGAAGGGCAAUUAGAAUAAUUCCAAAAUUUGCGACGCUUACUUAUAGAGGGGUGGACGAUGAUGAUAUUAUUGAUCAACGAGUGGAGGCAAUAGUAGAUUGGGUAACAAUCUUUUUAAAUCUAGUCAAAUCAUCCGGCGAAGGAGUUAAAUUAGAGGUGGCUAAGGCAAUAAAUAUGUUGUUUUCGAGUGAAGAAUUUGCGAGUGUGACAGCCAAAAGAGGGAUGGAAGUUCUAAUGAAAUUGCUUGAGUCUAGGAAUAAAUUUAUCCUUGAGGAGGCUAGUAAUGCAUUAAGGUGUUUGCGUGAAAGGGUGCCAAAGAAUCAAUAUAAGAGUAUUAUUUUCGAGUGUGGUGACUUAGAAGUAUUGAAGAACCUUUUACAGAGAUGGACUUCUAUAAGUGAAAAUGUGUUGAAAAAUAUUAUUGGUACACUAGCAAUUAUGACAUCAGAUGAAAGAAUAAACGUGGAAAUGAGCAAAAAUGGUUGCUUAGAUGCACUUGUGGCUAUUACUCAGAAUUGUGUGUUUGUUGGAGUAUUGGAGCAGGUUGUUCAGGUCUUUGCUAACUUGAUAGGAAAUACACAUACAAAUGACAACAAUAUAAUAGUUGGAUACAAAUUACGUGCCCUUCAAACACUUGUACAGCUCAUUCGUUCACCAGAUAAACAUACAUGUCAAGAAGCUGUUGAGGCACUUAGUAACUUGUCUUUUGAUGAAAGGAAUCGGGAAGCAAUUGUAGCUGUUGAUGGCAUUGAAACUUUGGAUAUACAUGUCACUAUAAUGGCAACCCUUUGGAAUCUUGUAUUCAAACCAGAAAUCGCUCUUCGUGUAGUUGAAAAAAAGGGAAUUCAAGUUCUUGUACGCAUUUGUUUGGUUUCCGGGUCUGAACUAGCAAGAUUCUUGGCUAUUUUAGUAAUGGCUUACAUUUUUCAUGUCCUCCCGGAAGGAUGCAUAUACACUAUAAGAAAUUCAUCUAAUGAACCAACAAAGACUUUAAGGAUUGGAAUGAAGCAUAUUGAAGAUUUUAUUAACAGUUUCUUGGAUGAUGAAACACUUAAAUGUGAUGAUUUAUCUUUAACAUCCAUCGAUUUGUAUCGAGCUGUUGAGUUUGCUCGUAUACGGGAUGUGCAUCAAUUGAAAUGCAGUGGAACCGAAAUUGCACGUUUUGUUGACAUGUUAGGAAGUUCAUAUUCAUCAAUUAAGUCAUGCGCUGCGUUCACUUUAAUGCAGUUUACUACACCAGGUUACCAGAAUAGAGUGCAUCAUAUUCGUCUUAUAAAUGACAAGAAAACGAUGUCUACAACUUUUGACAUAUGGUUUCUGCUCUAG